AUGCUUAUGAACGCCGGACCAACUAAUGUCAGCCCCAGGGUAAUGGACGCUAUUAAUCAGCCGCUCAUCCACUUUAUGGACCCCAAGUUCCUCGAAGUGCUGCGGGAAAUAUCUGCCGGAAUUCGCUACGUGUUUCAAACCCGUAAUCAAUACUCGAUGGCAUUGACGGGUUCGGGUAACUGUGCGAUGGAAGCGGCCAUUUGUAGUCUACUGGAAACGGGUCAUACAUUCCUCGUAUUAGUGCACGGAUUUUGGGGCGAAAGGGCGGCACUGAUCGGUCGAAAGCACGGCUAUAAUGUGGUUGAGUUGCGGGUCCAGCGACCGGGCCAUCUGUUUGGCUUCAAACGAAUUGAUGAGGCAAUCAAAGCACACAAACCGCGGCUCAUGUAUGUCUGUCACGGGGACUCCAGUGUGGGUACACUCCAGCCGUUGGAAAACUUGGCGAAUGUAUGCCAUGAAAACGGAUGUCUACUACUAGUGGAUGCCGUGAUAUCCCUGUGCUGUGCGCCACUCAAUGUGGAUCAACUGGUAAUCGAUGCCGUGUUCAGUGGUUCCCAGAAAGCCCUGUCAGUCCCUCCCGGCGUGUCUUUUAUAAGUCUGAGUCCCAGAGCUGUUGAACGCAUGAAAAGCCGUAAAACAGAAAUCGUUUCCUUAUAUUUGGAUCUCAUUUUACUGGCGAAGGCCUGGUGUCUGGACUCAGACAACCACUAUAAGUAUAAUAUGUAUAACUAUAAGUAUGUCUAUCACUACACACCAGCCGUUCAGCUCAUGUAUGGCUUAAGGGAAUCGCUGGCAAUGGUUGUUGAGGAGGGCCUACAGAAUGUGAUCGAAAGACACCAAAAGUGUAGUCUAUUUGUGCAAAAAGAGAUCACAUCUCUUGGCCUUCAAUUUUUAGUCCAAAAACCAGAGCACCGGUUGUCAGCACUACUGGCCCUUUGGAUUCCCGACCACAUCGACGGCCAGAAAGUUAUCAACGAUUUGUGCAACUCGUAUGGCAUUACAAUAAGUGGUGGUUUGGGAGCAAUAAGUCAUCAGAUCUGGAGAUUAGGCUUUCUUGGGGUCAAUGCUAACCCACAAAAUGUGAACACUUUAUGCAAAGCUUUUAGUGAAGCCAUUAAUAGACAGAAAAAUCGCGAAUAA
This is a messenger RNA of Oppiella nova, 1140 nucleotides long. The record is from the annotation of a GenBank genome assembly. NCBI's taxonomy places the organism in Eukaryota, Metazoa, Arthropoda, Arachnida, Sarcoptiformes, Oppiidae.